Messenger RNA from Amyelois transitella, 1031 nucleotides. It is a transcript of the gene bc10, whose product is annotated as bladder cancer-associated protein. NCBI's taxonomy places the organism in Eukaryota, Metazoa, Arthropoda, Insecta, Lepidoptera, Pyralidae. The transcript has a single exon. The record is from RefSeq and is a predicted model, not a curated record. The coding region runs from base 165 to 404 and encodes 79 amino acids.
AAGUCAAAUUAUUAAUCGCAAAUCUAGUGUACAACGCAGUGGAAAUUAAUUUUGCUCAUGUACAUAAAAUUAAUGAAGAUAUCAUUCGAAUCAUGUCGAUUACGGCGCAGUUGCUGAUUAACCUUAUCGUAACGCGAUAGUGUUCACCUGCGCGCGUCGCCGAGAUGUAUUGUUUGCAAUGGCUGAUCCCAGUGCUGUUGAUUCCGAAGCCCGUAAACCCGGCGUUAGUGAAUACACACGUUAUGUUUAUGGUGUUAUACCUAAUAGGAUUUUUCCUAGAGCGGAAGCCGUGUACUGUGUGCAGUGUAGUCUUCCUAGCGGCAGUAAUCCUGAUUUGUUAUAGCGGAAUCGGUAACUGCUUAUUUUGGGCGACUCAGUGCGAAGGAGAAAAGUAUGAGACCUAGCCGUGCGUGGCAUGUAAAGUUACCAACCAGUGCUCAAAAUAUUACCAAGUGUUCCAGUACCGGCCGCGCAGAUUGGCGGGAAAAUAUGGACGUGCGCUGCAUAUUAUUAUGUAUAUUUUUGUAAAUAAUGUAAAUUCGAAAAUUUACAUUCACUGUUGUACAGCAAUGGCCUAUUGCUAAAACUCGUUUUGUCUUACCAUGACAUAGAUCUAGCUAGACCCUACAAGUUUAUAUGUGUAGCAUUAUGGAAUCCAAUCAACCUCACUACUAAACUGAUUCAUAUCUAUUGUAAUUCAAUGAAAUAAAAAAAAAUAUUUAGAAAAGAAAGCAGAAGAAACUUGCAUGCUUUUCAUACAGAUGAAUUAACUAGCAGUGUCUGGCUAGUACUUGUGUCCAUGGAACACGGUUAAUAUCAGCUAUUUGUUAAAGUUAUAAUAUUAAUAAGUAAAACUUCAUAUAUUCAUGGAAUUUUCAUCUCUCUACUCAUAAAUAUUUGGAGCAAGUUUUGAUGGUCGAGUUCACUAAUGCACGUUCAGAAUGGUUGUUAAAACUGCCUUUUUUUAUAUAAAAAAAAAACAAUAAGUAGUGCAUUAGAGUUGCAAUGCUAAUCUGAAAAUUAUUGAGCAU